Crotalus tigris (Tiger rattlesnake) is the source of this 4189-nucleotide messenger RNA. It is a transcript of the gene NXPE3, whose product is annotated as neurexophilin and PC-esterase domain family member 3. Lineage: Eukaryota; Metazoa; Chordata; Lepidosauria; Squamata; Viperidae. The record is from RefSeq and is a predicted model, not a curated record. The transcript is spliced from 5 exons. The coding region runs from base 447 to 3044 and encodes 865 amino acids.
UUCUGGGCUUAAGGCCUAGAAAAGGAGGGCGAAGAGAUCUUCUUUUUUGACCACCUGUUCUCAGUCAGUGACCUUUUGUCACAGGGCCUGCGCAGACAGCAUUAGAACACUGGCUGCUCUUGCCAUUGCUUUCUGUUCAGAGCGAGGAUCGGUUUUCCAUCUGCGUGUUGGUUCCCCCCAGAUCUAGGUACAACUGCCUAGGAGUACCUAGAUUGCAAUGGCAGACAGUUCCUCGCCCCAGGCAUCUCAGACUAGUGCCCCCCCCCCCCGCACAAGCAAAGCGCAGAUCAGAGGAAUUGGACGUGGGGGGGAAGAAAAAAGCUAAAACCAAACAUUUGUCUUCUAAAGAUACCUCCAAGUCAGCCGGGCGAGAGGCCACAAGGAGACACCUAGCACUGGAGAGAGAAUUCUCCAAAGCACAAAGGCUCAGGUCCAGUGGGGCUGAAAUGGUUUUCCCCGCCCCACUGGACGCCCCUUUGUCGGAACCUCAAUUUGAAUCAUCGCAGGAUGCCCCAAGGCCUUGUUCUCCUCAGGGGGAAACUGAGCAGGUUGGUCCUCCUCGUUCCUCCCCUUCACGGUCACACCACACAACUGAGAGCAGGCGUGCCUCAACGGAGGUUGGGGCCAGCUCCAGGGACCAAGGGGAAAUGUGGUCCCAGGCUCAAUUCCAGGCCUUUAUGCACCAUGCAUUCAGGCAGUUUAUGUCACCCACUGAAGGCAGACAGGUGCAGUCGCAUCCUACUUCUCCCACUUUCAUUCCCCCACCUCGGGCGGAGCGUGGCACUAGACCUAGCUCCGAUGUUUCGGAAACCUUCUCACAAUUAGGAGAGGAGGGUUCAGUGGAGCUAGGGGUAGCAGACACUCCUUUGUCUGAGGAGGAGGAACCUGAGCAGGUGACUUCUUCCGGUCUCUUUGAUCCGUCCGUUUUUCGGUCUCUCCUCAUAAAGGCCAUUGACACGGUAAAACUUACCUCGGCCCAGGAGGAGGCACCAUCUUCCUCGGCCAACCGGGAAGCAAACCCCUUGUUUGCGGAAAAGGUCAAGGAGGACCCGCAGAUCCCAUGUCCACUAGUCUUCAAGACUACGGUGGAAAAGCAGUGGGCUUCACUAGCUACCACGCCUUCCCAGAGCAGUUUGGACAAGAAACUUUACAAUGUCUCUUCUUCCUUCGCUUCUCUUCUAGAAGUUCCAUCUGUGGAUGUUCCGCUGACUUCUCUGUUCUCCAAUACAGCAGUUCCCGGAGACAUGGCUGAAUUCUUGAAGGCUGAGGACAAAAAGUUCAAGUUCUCCUUUCGUAGAGCUCACCAAUCUUCAGCUUGGGCCAUAAGGGUGGCAACCUCUUCCUCCUUCUUUGCACAUUCAGCUAUUAUGUGGAUGCAGGAACUCCAGGCGCUCAUUCCGCCGGAUCAGAAUCUCAAUACCACAGGUUUAAAGUGGUUGGUAGAAGAGAAUGAAUCACAACCCUCAUUGCCUACAACUAGAACACGCAGAAAGCUGUACUGUGGUUAUGAGCAUCAGGUUUUGUCCAAGAUUGAACAAGAGGAAGAAGAAUCUUUAUUUGUUGCUCUACAUUGGCCCAAACCUCCUGAGAACAAAGUCCCCUUUGUAAGGAGUACUGACCCUUUACAUAGCAACUUUAUGAUACUAAAUAAUCAUGCAAAUUUCAAAGUUGGUGAUCAGCUGGAGGUGCUUGUCCAUAUGAAGGAUUAUGAAGGAAACUCAAAGCAAUAUGGUGGUGACUACCUUCAGUCAAGAAUUCAUUCUGCAGAUCUGAGAGCAGGAGCCAUUGGAAGAACUGUAGAUUAUCAGAAUGGAUCAUACAUAAUUUUUUUCACUUUACUUUGGCCAGGGGAGGUCACAGUAUCUGUGUCCUUGGUUCAUCCUAGUGAAGGAAUCCAACUCCUUCAACGCUUACAGGAAGAAAACCCAGACAGGGCCUAUUUUAAAAGCUUAUUCAAAUCAGGAAGGAUUUCAGAAGUUACUAUAUGCAAUGUGUGUUUGCCUGGGGACAUGCCAGUCUGUAACUUUACAGAUAGCUAUACUGGGGAACCAUGGUUUUGUUAUAAGCCAAGAAGACUCUCCUGUGCUACUAGAAUCAACCAUUUUAAAGGGGGAUAUAAAAGAGGCCUUUUAACUUCAGAAGAGAGUAACUUUUUUCAAAGUGGUGUAAAUAUAAAAAUACCAAUACCUUCCAUCGGGCCUGAUACUGUGAUUGUAAGACCUUUGGGGCAUGCAGAAAUGGAAAGUCUAGAAAGAUCUCACAGCUCUGAUGUAUUUCCUUCUGGUUAUUAUUAUCAAGAUGAAUGGCAACAAAGGACGCAGUUGAUUCGACAUUUUAAUAAGUCAUCAGAUAUUACUGAAUGUUUACAGGGAAAACUUAUUUACUUGUUUGGAGACUCUACAAUCAGACAGUGGUUUGAAUAUCUGACAGCAUUUGUUCCAGAUCUUGUGGAAAUAAACCUGGGAAGUCCUAAGAAAGUUGGUCCUCUCAUGGCUGUGGACUUAAGGCAUAACAUCUUACUAAAUUUUCGUUGCCAUGGCCCUCCCAUUCGUUUUUUCACAGUUUUUAGCAGUGAGCUGCAUUAUAUUGCCAAUGAAUUGAAUCGUAUUGUUGGUGGGAAGAACACUGUGAUAGCCAUAACUAUUUGGUCUCACCUUAGCACUUUUCCUAUAGAAGUAUACAUCAGGAGAUUGAGAAAUAUUCGCAGGGCAGUUGUUCGGCUAUUGGAUCGGAGCCCCAAAACUUAUAUAAUUAUCAAAACUGCCAAUGUUCGAGAACUUGACCCAGAAGUUAGCCUUUUCAACAGUGACUGGUAUUCCUAUCAGCUUGACACAAUAAUGAGGAAGAUGUUCUCAGGAAUUGGGGUGUUCUUUGUGGAUGCUUGGGAGAUGUCACUGGCUCACCAUUUGCCACAUAAAUUACAUCCACAAGAUGCUAUUGUCAAAAAUCAGUUAGAUGCUUUCUUGUCUUUUAUAUGCCCACUGAAAACACAUUACAGUUUCUUAACUGAUAUACAUAAUCAAAUAUGGUCUAUAUUGGUAUAAUUUAGUAUUCUGCACUUGUAAAUGAAACAUUGCGGAUUUAUUGUCAUAAUUUGCAUCUCAUCUAAUCAAUUUGCACAAUAGCAUGCACAUUUAUAUUUUUUGGUGGCAGGGAUAUUUCUGUAUGUGUAUUAUGUUUCCACACACACACCCCUACCUUUUUAUAAUGCAUGUAUUUGUGUAUUCAGUUUCUAUGCUUCACUUGUACAAAGUAUUUUUUUUUUUAACUAGGGCUAAGCACACGUCAGAUAUUAUUGAGAAAAAGUGCUUUGGAACUUAGGUGAACACAGAUCCUCUUCCAUGUUCAUUAAAACAGCCAUGUCUGCCAUGCCAGAAAAAAUAGUGCUAAUUAAUCACCUCAAGAAUAAAAGGGAACAACUUUCUGUUUUUCAUAUAGGCCUCAGUUUCUUGUCUGAUUACUACAGAGGUAAAGCUAGAACAAAAACAAAAAAUAACGGGCAUUCUCUUAAAGGUUUUGUAAGAAUUUUGGUAAGGACCAGAUGCAAUAAAGGCAGACAUUAAAGUUAUUUUUUCAUCACUGUUGUAACUGUGAAUAGUCUCUAUGCAAGACAAUCGCUAAAGGAGGACUACCUGUAUUAAAAUCACAACAAAAAUUGUGACAAAUGAUAAAGGCAUCCAAAGAUUAAGAAACAUUGCAAUAUUUGUCCAAUACUUUACCUUUAAAGUUAACUUUAAUCCUUUGCAUAAGCUGUUACAUGCUUCUUUCUUUGAGGGUGGGACUUAUUGGCCAUUGUUUCUGUGUAAGAUUUCAUAAGUAGGAACCUUAUCAGCCAAAAAGAAGCAAUCAUAUUUGACCCAUGCUAUAUUGUAUUGUUCUUGAUCCUAAUUUUCAUACCAAAAAAUAAAUAAUGCUCUCAAAAGUAUGGGAAUUAAUUUUUGUUCCUCAUUUUAAAUACUUUAAAAAUUCCAGAUAUCCAAUUCGUGAUUGUUUAUUUUCAAGUCAGAGGAGUGCUAAAGAUCCUCAUAAAUCAGACUAAAGCUUUCAUAUUGCAAUGUGAAGGGCAAUCCUCAAUUUACAACCAUUCAUUUAGUGAACGUUUGAAGUUACAGUGGCACUGAAAAAAGUGACUUGUGAUCAUUUUUCACACUUAACGACCGUUGCAGCAUCCCCAUGGUCAUGUGAUCAA